AUGUUUCUUUCUUUCUUGAUUUCUUUCUUUUUUCUUUUUCCUUUUUUCUUUCUUUCUUUCUUUUUUUUAUUUUUAAAUUUCCUCUUGUUUUUUCAUUUUGUCUCUUUUUCUUUUUUCCUUUUCCAUUUCUCCUCUCCCUUUAUCUCCUUUCUUUCCUUUGCUGUUUUCUUUUCUUUCUUGAUUUCUUUCUUUCUUUUUCCUUCCUGUCUUUCUUUCUUUUUCUUUCUUUUAUCUUUUAAAUUUUCUUGGUUUUCUUUCUUUCUUCCCUUUUCAUUCUUUUCUUUCUUUCUUCUUUCUUUCUUUCUCCUCUCGUCUUUUGAUCCUUUUUCUUUCAUUUUGAUUUCUUUCUUUCUUUUCUUUCCUUCCUGUCUUUCUUUCUUUCUUUCUUUCUAUCUUUUUUUAAAUUUUUGUUUCUUUUCAUUUUUUUCUCCUUCAUUUUCUCUUCUUUUUCUUUUCUUUUUUUGA
Molecule: messenger RNA, 465 nt
Organism: Acanthosepion pharaonis
Lineage: Eukaryota; Metazoa; Mollusca; Cephalopoda; Sepiida; Sepiidae
Source: the annotation of a GenBank genome assembly